Vidua macroura (Pin-tailed whydah) is the source of this 15785-nucleotide messenger RNA. It is a transcript of the gene RNF213, whose product is annotated as ring finger protein 213. Gene Ontology annotation, molecular function: ATP hydrolysis activity; ATP binding; ubiquitin-protein transferase activity. The record is from RefSeq and is a predicted model, not a curated record. Gene Ontology annotation, biological process: sprouting angiogenesis; ubiquitin-dependent protein catabolic process; negative regulation of non-canonical Wnt signaling pathway. Gene Ontology annotation, cellular component: membrane; cytosol; nucleolus. NCBI's taxonomy places the organism in Eukaryota, Metazoa, Chordata, Aves, Passeriformes, Viduidae. The coding region runs from base 56 to 15343 and encodes 5095 amino acids. The transcript has 65 exons.
UGCUGCUGGGGCUCCUUCCACCACUGAAACAAAGGAGUCAGACGGCAAGUUGCUGAUGGACAGAGCAAGAGCUCUGCCCAACACCACACCUGACGCUGCAGGUGGCUCUCCCAACUCUGCUGAGACUUGGCAGGAGGAAGAGGGAUCCUCACUGCUGGAGGAUGUCACAGCUCCAGAGAGCAACGCAGAGCCCUCGGCUCAGCGCGGCGCUGGCGACUCCGCUGAGGUGGCUUCUCCACUGAGGAAGAAAGCAAAGAAGACUAAAGCAAGGAAGUCCAUCUGUGGGGAACAGGACUCUCUGCCUCCUCAAAGCACAGCACCAGCUCAAACCACAGAGUUGCCUGACACAGGUGUUGCUCCUCAAGGAAUCCAACCCCCCGGCGGUGAGGGAGCAAAGCCAGGUGCUGAUGAACGUACUGAUACCAGUGGAGACACACCUGAGGGCAACAGGAAUUUGGCACACCUGGGGAAGGAAGCUGGCAGCCCGGAAGCAGAGAGGCUGAGCCCUGCGGAGCAGAGCAGCAGAGCCGGGGCGGCUGCCCCAGCUCCCAGCGCCGCAGCCCCGGGGGCCAAGGUGGAGGAUGGAACAAGCCCCGAGCACAGAGGACCAGCUGGGGGUGGUGUGGAACGGGACAGUGGUGCCCCUGGCCAGCUGCCAGCAGCCACAGCAGGUUCCCAGGCCCGGGGCAGCAGCAAGGAGCUGCUGCCAGCAGGGCAGGGAGCGAGUCCCUCUGGGCUGCCUCCUGCCAGGGGAGUCCCCCAAAGCAAGCCUGAGACCAAGACCUCCCCUGGGGCUCAGGGCCUGCAGGCUGGAAAGGUGCCCAAGCAGAAAGGGACCAGUUCCACUGUCAAGAAUGCAAACACAAAAGAGAAAAUUCAGACCCCAGGUGAGAAAAUGCCUAACAUGAGUGAGAAGACAAGUCCGAGCCUAGGAGCCGGGGCUGCCAGGAAGGAGGGUGUUGUGCCUGCAGCAGACAGCCCCAAGUACAAAAAGGAAAAAAGGAACCAGAAACCUGUGGAAAACAUUAAAGAAAGCUCUGUGAGGCGCAAUGAGGGUGUUACAGUGUAUUUCCAUGCCAUAUUAUCCAAAGACUUCAAGCUCAACCCCGAUACGGAUAAAGUGUUCAUCAGGGCUCAGGGCAUUCCUUCCUACACCGACUGGAAGGACAACAUCUGUGAGCUGAACUGCACCCGGCAUCUGGGAGAACAUGGAUACCUCAUUGAAGGUGCUGUAACUCUCAGCAGAGAAAUCCUGGAUAAAUACAUUCCUUACAAGUACUGGGUGACCUGUGGGAAGGGGGAGUAUGAGUUCAUUUACAAGAAUUCAGAAUCCAAUCAACAUGUGAAUCGCUGCUUAUUGGUAAACAGGACAUUUCUCAACAAUGGAGAGUGGCACCAGUACGAUGACAUCGUGUGUGCAAAGCCUUCCAAGUUCAAAAAAUACUUUACUUUUGAUAAAAACAAGGAAGUGGUGGAAGGGAAGAAAAUAGCUGCCAAUAUUAUGUUAGAAAGUAUCUUCAGCAUUCUUGGAACCUGGAGUCCUGACAAUCUGAGGAAUUUCUUCUACCAGCUGAAGCAGUUCCAUAACGUUGCAGUAGCCCAGCGGGUGUUUGAUGGCAGGGCAAUGCUGUGGAUAGAGCUAAAUUUCAGCACAGAGCAGGUGAAUGAUUUGCUCCUAAAAUACAUGAAGAAAAUAGCUCUCCCUUUCCUUGCACCAGAAGCAGCUCCAGAGGACAGAGUCAUCCAAAGCAAACUGGCUCUGGGGCUCACCAUUCUUGUGGUACUUGAGAACUAUUCACUCUUUGUACCUAAAAGUGACCUGGCUGAGCUGUGCAGCCUCUUGUGCUUGGAUCACGUGUCACCACAAGAUGUACAGAAUGAGAUUCAUCGCAUCAAACAGGAUUUUGCAGGAAUUACCAACUUGAAGGUCGACCUGACAAACUUGUGCCAGAGGUGCAUUGGACGUGACGUAGACCAGUGGGUGUGGAUCCUUCCCCUUCUGCAUUCCUUUGCUGCUCCCCUGCAGCAGGAGCACAGGCUGGUGGAGGAGGAUGUCUGGGCAGGGUUGGAAGGGAUUCCAUUUGCUGAAACCAGGAAGAAGCGGGAUGCAGAGACCCUGCUGGAACGAAUGAGAGAAAAGAAGUACUUGAUGGAAUUUGAUGUGACUCUGGUCAAGUCCUGGCUCUGCGUGCUGCCCCUAAAGAGCCUGGCUGAGUUCAUAAGAGACUUCUCCAGUGACCUGUUAGUUACUCUUCAAGGUGUUUUGUACAGGUUGGAGGACGUUGACCUCUCGUACAGAAGCUCUGAGGUUUGUCUCCUGGUAGAGGAGAUUCUAAACACAGUGCUGUGUGCCUUGGAUGAUCCUGCAGCCAGAGCUCUGGGGGCUCCUUCUUGGCAGCACUGCUUGUCCUGCUGCCUCAAGCUGCACGAGAGGCUCUGCAAGGCUGCCAGGACAGUGGGGUUGUUCCUGAUCCCUGCCACUGCUGCCAUCCUGAUUGCCAAGGUUGCCCAGCUGCAGCCCCCAGCAGUUCCAGGGGAUGCUGUGCAGGAAGUUCCAAAGUUGCUCAGUGAAACUCUGAGGGAAGCUCGAGCCUGGUUCAGAAACGUUUUAAAGCAGAAAUUACUGAAGGAGUACCUGGACCACGUCACCUUCACUUUCUUCGCUGAACUUCGGGCCUGGAAUAAGUUUGUGAAUAUCAGCUUUCCAGAUGAGCAGUUCACUCAGACAUGGAGGAACACUUUACUUGCAGAUCUGAAGAAAAGAAUCCAGCAGGAGCCUCCAGUGAACCAAAUCUUGGUGUACUGUUGUCAGCACCCCCAAAUCACACAGAUGGAGUCCUCCAUCAGCUGGUGCUUCCAGAACUGUGCCACAGAGGCUGUACCUGCAGCUUGCCAGAUGCAGAGCAAUCUCCUGGAGCAGAUCUCUGCCUACAACAUGGGCCAGUUCAGCCAGCUCGUGUCUGCUGUCAUAGUGAAGUCGUGGCCAGUCAGGGCUGGGCAGUCUGAGGAGAAUUUUGAUAUGAUUCUGCACCACCUGCUCACGUGGCCUGACAUCAAACAUAUCUUCAGCUUUAAUGGAACAAACAGAAACCUUCUGGACAAGCUUACAUAUGAAGCAAAGAAUGUCAUGGACGUAGCAGACUCUGUGCUUGUGAGUAUCACCGAUAACAUCCACAGCGGCUGCAUCCUCAUGAAACAUCUGGAGGAGGUUUUCCAGCACAAGGAACAGUUCCUCUGCAUUUGGCAGACAAAGCACCAGCAACGACCAAGUGAGGAAAAGGAACUGCUCCAUAGAAGCUUGAAAGAACUGCUGGAGUUGAGGCAUGAAGAAGUCACACAUCUCAGAAGAGAGGAAAAAGCAAUAGGAACCUUCCUGAGCAUGUGCAGGAAGGUGCAGAUGUCUGUGAGAGUGAAUGUAGGUGAAGUGGAAUUUCAACACUCAAAAGAUCUUCGCUUAAAAAGACUGAAUCAAGUUGUGGCAGUGGGAACGAGACCCCUGCAGACCUUCUACAGCCUGAGCCCAGAGCUGAAAGAGUUUGUCCACAAAAUGCACUCUUUUAAGGACAGCCUGAUCUUCCAGCAGUUCUGGGAGGAAGCAGCACAGAAGGCAGGAGCGGAGUAUGUGCGUGACAGUCCAGAGGAAGAUGAGGAGGAGUUUGUUCCUGAGCUGGACCUUGAUGAUGCUUUGAACAGCAUGAUCCGCCCUUGCUUUGACAGCUGUGCAAUGCUGUAUGAUGAUCUCAGAUCAGGAAGUCUCACACUUUCUGCAGUGGAUAGAAUUUUCCAGGAAUUCACAAAUCCUGAAGAUCUCAGAGCAGAGCUGAACACCAUCUGUGGGCUUCGGCCUGCGGAACACAGAGGCUGGGUUGACCAGAGAGUCCAGCAGAUCCAGCAGUACCAUGAAAUGCAUUUAACCUUUGAUGCUGCCGAGAUCAUUGCCCGUGUCAAAGAGAGUUUAGGCCUCUCUGGUGAUUUCAGUAUCCUGGAAAACUUGUUGGAUAUAACAGAAAAGCUUGAAUCCUACAAGACCCAGAAGCUGGAUUCCAUCAGCCCUGAGCUCGUGCAAGCCAAGAAGAUGCUGCAGGGGAUCACUGUGUCCCGCCGUGGCUGUCUGAGGGAGCUGGCCCAGCAGAAGGAGUUUGUCUGCUGGGUCAGAGAAGCACUGAAAGACAUAAAUGAGCUGAAGGUGUUUGUUGACCUGGCCUCCAUCUCGGCGGGGGAGAACGACAUGGACGUGGACCGUGUGGCCUGUUUCCAUGGCACUGUGCACGGCUACUCCUCCCUGCUCUACGAGCUGCGCCAGGACUCGGGCUUCGAGGACUUCAUGCGCUGCCUGCAGAAGCUGUGGCGAGCCCUGGACAGCGAUGAGGCCCUCCCUGAGAAACUGCGCGCCUCGGCUCAGCAGCUGGAGUGGCUGAAGACAGUGAAGGAGAGCCAUGGCUCCGUGGAGCUGUCCUCACUGUCCCUGGCAGCUGCCAUCAACAGCAGAGGGGUCUACGUGCUGAGGGCACCGGCUGGUGGCCAGAAGGUCUCCUUGGACAGUGUCCUGCACUUCACCCUCCCGGGGAGCUCGGGGGACGCCGAAGCCUCCUGGAAGUACUCGCUGGCAGAGCUCCGCGAGCUGCAGAACAAACUGAUGCUCAUGUCGGCCAAGGGAGAGCAAGGCCUGGAGGUGGAGAGGUUCUCUGAGGUCUUUUCCAAUGUCCAGAGACUUGCCCAGGCCUUUAUAGACCUUUACUCAGCUGGGAACAUGCUUUUCCGUUCCUGGCUUGCCCAGGUGUAUUGUUCACCCCACAGAGAAUCCUGUGUUUUUAUAGACUUCUCCCUGGGCCCCGUGCCAGUGCUGGAAGGGCAAGGGGAUAUGGCAGCUGUGCUCCCAGCCCUCUGCAAGACCAUGGAGAGUUUCCUGGAGAGCUGGAAAAGCUUCAUGAAUGCCAAGCGAUGUGAGCAUUUCUACCUGAACUACUACAGCGCGGAGCAGCUGGUGUACCUGUGCUCAGAGCUGGGCCAGGGCAGCCCCAGCCAUGCUGCCCUCAUGAUGCUCUCCUUCCUCAACCCCCGCUGCACCGAGCAGGAGAUCCUCGCAGCCCUCGGGAGCCAGGGGCCUCCCAGCUCAGGCCAGGCUGUUUCUGACUUCCAAGUGCUGCUGGAUGGGGAGAGGGACCUGAACGCCCAGCUGGAGUGCAUCUGGGAGUGCUACAUGAGCAACAUGGGCUCCUUCCUCCCCAACUGCCUGGACAUCGACACACUGGGCGUGUGGCUGAAGAACCUGGCCAGCAGGAGCGGGGAAUGUGUCACCAGAGACUUCCCUCAGGACCUGCUCCAUGUGGGCCAGCCCAACCUCAUCCUCUGCCCUCGCUCCGAGGUGCUCAGCUCUGCCCUGGCCAUUUACAUGAACAGCCCCAAGCAGCCCCUUCCCACCUUUGAUGAGGUGCUGCUGUGCACGCCCCAGACCAGCGCGGAGCAGGUGGGGCUGUUCCUGCGCAGGUGCCUCAUUCCCUGCCAGGGUGGGGACAAGAUUUACACCAUGCUCUACGCGGAUGAGCUGAGCUACGACGUCAGCUGCAGGGCACAGGAGCUGUUCCAGCACCUGCAGUGCUACAACAGCUCCUACAGGCUCAUCAUCCUGUGCAACUGCGAGCGGGAGAACAGCUACCUGCCCUCUGCCUUCAGCCACUGCAAGGUGCACAUGAUUCCCCAGAGGUCACAGGCAGACAUCCAGCAGUACCUGCAGCACCACUUCCGUGUGGCUCAGCCCUCCAGCUCGGCUGCGGCCGUGUUCAAGGAGCACAUGUGUGUUGGGAUUGUGUCCUCCAAAAGAGCCGGCAUGGGGAAAUCUCUGUAUGUGAAGAGGCUGCAUGAGAGACUGCAAGAAGAGCAGCCUGACUGCACUGAACUUCUGAAAACCAUCAGACUGAUUGAACCAGAAGUGGAUGAAGAUAAAGUGCUAAAAUCUCUCCUGCCUUUUCUGAAGAGAGAACACCAGACAAAGCCCAUGAUAUUCCAUUUUGAUAUCACCUCCUCAGUGCAGCGUGGAAUUCCAGAGUUUCUCUUCAAGCUGUUGGUCUUGCAGUACCUGACAGAUAAUAAUGGCAAUAUGUGGCUACGGCAGAAGUGUCAUCUGUACAUCAUUGAAAUCCUGGAGGUGUCCCCAGUGCCAAAGAAAGCAGCCAGACCUAUGUCAGCGAGCCAGAAGUAUCACUUCUUGGAUGUGUUCCCUAAAAUAACGUGCAACUCUCCCAAAGAAGUGCUAGAAAUGGAGACACUUGGGAACCAUUCUGGGGAUGUGGGAAUGGACAAGGAGGAAUUUUGCAGUGAGGCUUUCCAGAGACCCUUCCAGUACCUGAAGAGGUUUGACCAGGGCUAUGACCUGGACACGUUCUGGUACGAGGCGCUCUCGGUGGAAGGCACCCCUGCAGAAUGUCUGCAGAUCUUCCUCCUGCACUGCGGGGUCGUGGAUCCCUCCUGGGCAGAGCUCCGCAACUUCACCUGGUUCCUCAACAUUCAGCUGAGAGACUGUGAGGCUUCUGUCUUUUGCAACCCUGAAUUUGUCCAGGACACUUUGAAUGGUUUCAAGAACUUUGUGGUUGGCUUCAUGAUUUUAAUGGCGCGGGAUUUUGCGACGCCCUCCCUGAGCAUUUCCGACCAGAGUUCAGGAAGACAAUCCUCCUUCCUGGAGAACGUUGCGGAGGAAGAUCUGCUUCCUUUCCGCAUCAGGAAGAAGUGGGAGUCAGAGCCUCAUCCCUACCUGUUUUUCAAUGAGGAUCGCGUGUCCAUGACAUUCAUUGGUUUCCACUUCCAGCAGACCAGGAAUCGCAUUGAUGCCAUCAAUCCUCUGAACGGGAAUGUCAUCAAGAAGGACAUCAUGACUGCCCAGCUGUUCGAGGGCUUGUUAGCGCAGAGGGUUCCCUUCAACGUGCCCUUCGAUCAGCUGCCCCGCGAGGAGAAGCUCGAGAGGCUCUGCAUGGUGCUGGGGCUCCCCUUUGUGUUUGACCCCGACAAGACGUACGAGCUCACCACCGACAACGUGCUGAAAAUCUUGGCCAUCGAGAUGCGGUUCCGCUGCGACAUCCCGGUGGUCAUCAUGGGAGAAACGGGCUGUGGGAAAACCAGGCUGGUGAAGUUCCUGUGCCAGUUACGCAGAAAACUGUUAGAGGUGGAGAACAUGAAGCUUGUCAAGGUUCAUGGAGGUACCACUGCAGAGAUGAUCUACGCCAGGAUCAGAGAAGCGGAAGCCCUGGCUAAAUCCAACAAGGAGCAGUACGGGUUGGACACCAUCCUCUUUUUCGAUGAAGCCAACACGACAGAGGCCGUGAGCAGCAUUAAGGAGGUUCUGUGUGACCGCACGGUGCAGGGGAGGCCUUUGGCCUCUGGCUCUGGCCUGCGGAUCAUCGCAGCCUGCAAUCCCUACCGGAAGCACACGGACAGGAUGAUCCAGCGCCUGGAGCUGGCCGGGCUGGGCUACCGGGUCAAGGCCGACGACACCCGGGAGAAGCUGGGGUCCAUCCCGCUGAGACAGCUCGUGUACCGGGUGCACGCGCUGCCGCCCAGCAUGAUCCCGCUGGUGUGGGACUUCGGGCAGCUCAACAACUGCAUGGAGAAGAUGUACAUCCAGCAGAUCGUGCAGCGCGUGGCGGAGCAGCUGCCCAUGACCAGGGACGAGGUGGGGACGGUCACGGAGGUGCUCUUUGCCUCCCAGCAGUACAUGAGGCAGAGGGACGACGAGUGCAGCUUCGUCAGCCUGCGGGACGUGGAGCGCUGCAUGGAGGUGUUCAAGUGGUUUUACGGGCACAGGGAACUGCUGCUGAGGGAGCUGGAGAAGUACCUGGCCGAGAGGAAAGCCCCCAAGGGCAGCGGCGACAGAAACGGCGUCAUCUGGUCCUUGGUGCUGGCGGUCGGGGUCUGCUACCACGCGUCCCUGGAAAGGAAGGAGCCGUACAGGACUGCCAUCAGCCAGGUCCUCCCAAAGCCUUACAAUACCCAGAAAAAGAUUUUGGAAGAAAUCACCCUGAUGCAGGACUUAUUCCUGAGUGGGGUGCCACUCCGGGAUACCAUAGCAAGGAACUUGGCCUUGAAGGAAAAUGUCUUCAUGAUGGUCAUCUGUAUUGAGCUGAAAAUCCCUCUUUUUCUGGUUGGAAAGCCUGGGAGCUCCAAAUCCCUGGCAAAAACCAUCGUGGCUGAUGCUAUGCAGGGCCAAGCAGCUCAUUCUGAUCUGUUCAAGGACCUGAAGCAGAUCCAUCUCGUGUCUUUUCAGUGCAGCCCCCUCUCCACUCCAGAGGGAAUCAUAGGCACUUUCAAGCACUGUGCUCGAUUCCAGGAAGGGAAGAACUUGGAGGAGUAUGUAUCAGUGGUGGUUUUGGAUGAGAUUGGGCUGGCAGAAGACUCUCCCAAAAUGCCCUUGAAGACUUUGCAUCCACUUUUGGAGGAUGGCUGCAUAGAUGAUGUCCCUCUUCCUCACAAAAAGGUUGGCUUCAUUGGGAUUUCCAACUGGGCUUUGGACCCUGCAAAGAUGAAUCGAGGCAUCUUUGUGUCUCGUGGGGACCCCAGCAGAGAGGAGCUCAUCGAGAGCGCAAAGGGCAUUUGCUGCUCGGCACGAGGGGCUCUGCAGAAGGUCGAGCAGUAUUUCCAUCACUUUGCAGAUGCAUAUGAAAACAUCUGCAAGGCCCAGGACAGGGAGUUCUUUGGCCUGCGUGACUACUACAGCCUCAUAAAGAUGUUUUUUGCCUUAGCUAAGAGCUCCAAAAGCGAGCCCACGCCUCAGGACAUCGCCGCAGUGGUUCUUCGUAACUUUGGUGGCAAAGAUGAUGUCAACGCCUUGGAAAUAUUCACUUCCAAGUUGCUAGAAAAAGGAGAGAUACUUGCUCGUGAUAUCAGUAGGAUAGAGCUGAUCCGACAGAACAUUUACAGCAGUGCUGAGGAUGGGGACUGCAGGUACCUGCUUGUGUUGACUGAGAACUAUGCAGCGCUGCAGAUCCUCCAGCAGGCUUUUUUCACUGCCCGACAGCAGCCAGAAAUCAUCUUUGGCUCCAGUUUUCCUAAGGACCAAGAAUACACCCAGAUAUGCAGGAACAUCAACCGAGUGAAGGUCUGCAUGGAGACUGGCCAGAUGGUUGUGCUCCUCAACUUGCAGAACCUCUACGAGAGCCUCUACGAUGCCCUCAACCAGUACUACGUGUACCUGGCUGGGCAGAAGUACGUGGACUUGGGGCUGGGCACGCACCGGGUGAAGUGCCGGGUGCACCCCAAGUUCCGCCUGAUCGUCAUCGAGGAGAAGGAGGUGGUGUACAAGCACUUCCCCAUCCCGCUGAUCAACCGGCUGGAGAAGCACUACCUGGACAUCAACACCGUGCUGGACAAGGGCCAGAGGGAGGCCGUGCAGGAGCUGGAGCGCUGGGUGCAGGAGUUCACGGCGGUCAACACAGAGGAGCACUUCAUCAGCCAGCAGCGGUACCGCCCCGCAGACGUGUUCGUGGGCUACCACGACAACACCUGCGCCUCGCUGGUGCUGCAGGGCACGCAGCGCCUGCGCUCGACCUGCGCCCCCGCCGAGCUCCUGCCCCGCGUCACCCAGCAGGCACGGCUGGCCCUGCUCAACUGUGCCACCCCCGACGCCGUCAUCCGCCUCUGCAACUCCGUGGGGGUGUUCAUGACGCCCUCCCCGGCCCAGACCUACUUCAGGCAGCAGCAGCACACGUCCUUCGCCGACUUCCUCGGCGCCCACGUGCGCGCGGCAGCCGAGCCCCAGACCGCCUUCACCGAGGUCACCACCUUCUCACGGCUGCUCACCAGUGCCGACGCUGCCUGCCUGGAGAGGGAGGUGCAGGGCAAGGCCCAGAGGCCGCAGAUCCUGUUCCUGCAGCAGUUUGACACGGAGUACUCCUUCCUGAAGGGCAUCCGGGAUUUCCUGGAUUCUACUUCAGGAAAUAAAGUCCUCAUUAUUCAGACAGACUUCGAAGAUGGCUCUCGGGAUGCUCAGCUCAUUGCCUCAGCCAAGUACACCGUUGUCAACGAGAUCAACAAGGUGGACCUGGGGGAAGUCUCUGUCUUUGUUUACUUUAUCAUGAAGCUUUCCCGGCUGGAAGGGGGAACAUCCUACGUGGGAUUCCAUGGAGGGCUGUGGCAGUCGGUGCACAUCGACGACCUCCGCAGAUCCAAGGACAUGACCUCUGACUUGGCAGCCCUGCAGAACCUCACCAUCAGCCAGGUGUUCUCUCAGGAUCCAGGUGCAGCCAGAGCUGCAGCUCUGCCUGCCAGUGGAGAAGCACAGCAGGAGGAGAUGGAGGUUGGAACACCAGUGCCAGGAGCAGAGCACCAUGAGGGUGAGGUCCUGGACACCACGGUGCUGCUGAGGACCUGUGUGCAGAGUGCUGUGGGCAUGCUGCAGGACCAGAACGAAGACCUGAGUCGGAGCAGGAGGAGAAUUCAGAUUCUGCUUGGCUUUUUCUCCAAAGAGGAUAAUCUGAAAGCCUCUUUCCUGGAGACAACCAAGGCUCGUCUCUCCAGCCUGUUGAAGAAGCAAGAAGAAAAUUCCCUUCACCCAAAAAACUGGGUGCUUCGGGAGGCUUCCAACCUCAGUGCUCUGCAGGAGGCAGGUACCUUCAGGCACACCCUGUGGAAGCGAGUGCAGAAGGUGGUCACUCCCUUCCUGGCUCUCCUGAUCGCUGUCAUAGACAGGAAUGGCAAUCUGGAGCUGCUGGCCAGGCCAGGAGAAAAGUGGGUGACAAAACUGUGGAUGUUCAUCUUCAGUGACGCCAAAUUCCUGAGUGUCCCUCCCAGUGUGGGGAAGAACAGCCCUCAGCCAGAGAUAAUCCUGGUGCAGAACAACAUGAUGGUAUCUGCUGAUGCUGGGAAUAAGAUGCCCUUCAGCUGGAGGAUAAAGGAGUACCUGGAAGAGAUGUGGUUGGAGGCUCAGUACAUCCAAAACACUGAAGGCCAUGCUGAGAAGUUUGUGGAAUACUUCCAGAAAACUACCCUGGGAAAAUUCAUCUCUGCUCUGCCUGAGGAAGAAAGGCAGAUGCUCUUCGAGUGCUACAUCACGGACUUUAUUGUCCUGACCAUCGGUGUGUCCUCCCAGGAGGAGCUGCAGUGUCUGCGUGUGGCAUUCAUGUCCUGCAUUGAGGAGUGGAUGGCAGAGUCCCCCUGGAGAAAGGAGCUGGUGCCCUCCCUGCCCUGGGUCCACCUGGCACACAACCAGUUCAAGAGCCGCCUGCAGAACUUCUCCAGGAUCCUGGCUGUGUACCCCCGUGUCAUUGGCUACCUCCUGAACCAGCAAGGCUGCAGACUUCCACGCUCUGAGAUGGUUCUGGACGUGCUGGCUGCCAUGGUGUGUGCUGAGGAGCUGGAGAAUCAGGUGCAGACAGCCUCCCCCGAGCUCUGGCUGCAGAGAGUGAAGACCCUCUAUAUGCCCAUUGAAUUCCUGUGCAAAGAGGAGGGUGCCCGGCGCAGUGGCAGCCACUGCCAUCAGCUGCUGAGGGAGCUCAAGAGCUGCUGGAGCCGUGUGUUUGCCAUGGCACUCUUCGUGGAACACGUCUUGGUGGGCAUCCACGCCGUCAUGCCGGAAUUCGAGGGUUUGGUGAGAAAAUACACUUUGCUUCUUGCCAAGUGUUUCCAGUUCGGUUCAGACGUGAAGUCCCAUCCAACCUUUGCUGCGGUGCUGACAGUGCUGUGCCAGUGCAAGAACGAGGUCAGCCACAGGCUCUACAGGCAUGGUCUGGAUCCGUGUCCCAUCUGCCUGGGAGAGCCGAAGGACCCCGUCUGCCUGCCCUGCAACCACGUGUUCUGCCACAAGUGCAUCAGCCUGUGGCUGGUGCCAACACAGAUGUACUGUCCCUACUGCAGGGUUGUUGUAGAGGAUGAGGAGUUAACUGUCUCUGAGGAGCUCAGAGCUGCCAUAGCAAAGAAGGCCCUGUUCCGGCAGAGGUGCAAUAAUUUCUUCAUUGACAUGGUGACCAGCAUGUGCUUCAAGGACAACGAGCCCCCUGAGCCAGAGGUGAUCCAGAGCCUCCUGAAUCUGCUGUUUGUUCACAGAAGCCUCGUGAAAGACUCAGAUCACCCUGCUGUCUACACAAAAUUCCUGUCCCCGUUUAAUGAUGAGGUGGAUGAAACUCCCAUCAUCCGCUCUGUGAUGCUGAAGCUGCUCCUGAAGUACAGCUUCAAUGAGGUGAAAGAUGAUGUGCAGCGUUACCUGUCCCAGGUGGAGCACAACGAGCUCCUAGAGAAAAAUGACAAAAAGGAGCUCUACUUGCUUUUUGUCAACUGCUUGGAGGAUUCCAUGUGUGAAAAGUCAGAGGACAGCCUGGGAUAUGGGCAUGGAAACAGCCUGCCUGAGAACAGAGCCUUUCCAGAGAACUACCUCCCAGCCAGCAGCAGAGAGGCUCCCCAGGAAGCCUCUGUGGAGUACCUGCAGGCCGUGGCCGAGGUGCGCCUGUGCCUGAGCAGGGCUGCAGAGCUCAUCUUCCACUUGCAGCAGCACACACAGCCAGAGAAGAUGGAGGAGAUGCAGCGUUACCUGAAGAAGGUGGAGAAGUUCUGCAGCCUCGCCAGGAACGACUGGCACCGUGUGUACCUGGUCAGGAGGAUUGCCAGCCAGCACGGGAUGGAGUUUGCUCAGAACUUGGUCACAGAGCCACGGUUCAGCUGGGUGUUCCCAGAAGAAAUUCUGCAACAGGUCCAGCACAGCCAGUCCAACCGCAUCGACCGGUACCUGGUGUGUGGGGAGCGCUACCGGGCCCUGCGCGACGCCGUGGGACAAGCCAUGAUGGAGGGCACGGCCCAGGGGCUGCUCGAGGCCCAGCAGGCCUCCAGGAGCCCCCCAGCUCUGGAAUCUGCCCACCUGCUCCUGGCCAUCUUCCGAGAGGUCACUGCCCUGUACGGGGAUCCGAGCCUUCGUCCCAGGCAGAAGCAAACAGAGGUGAUGACUGAGUUCAUCCAGAGCUGCCAAGUGCUGAAUUCCCCCGAGCUGCAGGACCUUGCAGUUGCCCUGGUGAGGAACGCCCUGCCCGGGCUGGCCGUGGAGCCGCAGGGCCACAGCCAGCAGGGAGCCCUGGUGGAGAUGGCUGUGCACGUGGCUGCUGUGCUGCUCUGUGGGCACAGCCCUGUCCUGCAGCCCCUCAGGAACCUGGCCUUCCAGCCACACAGCAUGCAGCACUCGUUUCUGCCCACGAUGCCCGAGGACAUCUUGGCUCAGGCGAGGACCUGGAAGGAAAUGCGUGGUCUGCAGUGGUAUGAAUGUCCCAAUGGCCACUUCUGCACUGUGGGAGAGUGUGGGCUCCCCAUGGAAAUGAGCCGCUGUCCCGACUGCCACGUCCUCAUUGGAGGCAUCGACCACGAAGCCGUGCAGGGCUUCCAAGCAUCCAGGAUUCGUGAAGACAGAACUCAGACUGGCCACGUCCUUGGAGACGUUGAGCACAGGAGGACACUGGGAAUGUCUGACAGGGGCGUGUCCCCCGUGGUCUUUGUGCUGCUCCGUUUGCUCACUCACCUGUCCAUGCUCCUGGGAGCCUCCAGAGACCCUCAGUCCCUGGGAAGCAUGAUCAAGCCAACAGUGGACGACGUGGUGAGCUUCCUGCAGCAGCACAUUCAGGAAGACUUGGCACAGCUCACCAGGAUUUUGGGGAAGAGUGUGGAUGAUAUUAUCAACAUCCUGCACCUGGUGCUGAGCAGCCUCCUGCAGGCCCCCCAGCAGCAGCCAGGCCAGUGGCUGGUGCACUUUGAUGAUUUUCUCUCCACUAAGAGGAUGAGAAACAAAUGGGAAGAAAUUGUUGCAAACACAAUCAUUGUUCCUGAAUUGGAGGAUUUGGAUAAAAAGCUCCUGAAGUUAAACCGACAGAUACAAGAGGAUGAGAGAAUCUCCUCCAACCCCAUAGUGAAAAUAGUGUAUGGGGACCCAGCUGCAUUCCUGUCCCAGCUGCCAGGGGACAGCCACGUCCACCACUCCAAGAUGUGGAGCUGCCGCAGGAGGGUCUCUGUGGAGAACCUGGGCCAUGUUGUGCAGCAGAAGAAUGCCAAGGACACCGUCCCUCUCCUCUGGACCUUCCUGCAGAAGGAAAGUGAGCUGAGGCUGGUGAAAUUCCUACCAGAGAUUCUGGCUCUGCAGAGAGAUUUGGUGAGGCAAUUCCAGAACACAGCAGAGAUCAAACACUGCUCCAUCAGGGAAUUCCUCAGGGAACCCCACUCAGAUGUGAUGAGGGACCUGUUAGAGAAGAGAGUGAAUGUGUUUCUGUCUGUCUGGAACAAGCUGAGGAGCUCCCUGGACACCAAUGGGGAAAUCAAGCUGCCUAAAGGCUACUGUGAUGCCGAGCUGAGCCUGGACAGCAGGCUGGAGGUGCUGCUGCCGCGGCGGCAGGGGCUGGGGCUGUGCUCCACGGCGCUGGCCAGUUACCUCAUCGGGCUGCACAACCACUUGGUGCACUCCGUCAACAGGCACACCAAGGAGGAUGACAGGUACGUGGUCAGCCCCUCGGAAGUGGCCGACCUGCACCUGAUCAGUUACGAGGUGGAGAGGGACCUGAUCCCUCUGAUCCUGUCCAACUGCCAGUACAGCAUGGAGAAGGGAGGGGAGACCUUGCAGGACUUUGAUCUGGAAAGGAUCCAGCAGCAAGUGAUCAGCAAGUUCCUGCAGGGGAAGCCACUCAUCACGCUGACGGGAAUCCCCACCCUGGUGUUCAGACACGACCGGAACUACGAGCAGCUGUUUGAUGGUGUCAGGAACAAGCUGGAGCAGAGUGCUCUGCCCAGUUCUGUGAUGAACAUGAUCAGUGGGGAGCUGCAGUCCUACAGUGAUGUGUGUGAUGCUCUGUCCCUCACUGAGAUCACCCUGGGCUUCCUGGCCAUGGCUGGCGAGGACGCUGACAUGCUGCUGACUGAGUACAUUGAGCAAGUUCUGCAGAUGGGGGAUCAGACAAACCCCCACGUGCUGCAGGCCCUCAGACGGUGCCAGCUCAGGCACAGCAUGGCCCUGUGGCAGCUCCUGCACGCCCACAAAUCGGAGCAGCUGCUGCGCCUCGGCAGGGAUCCUUUUGCAGACGUCAGUCCAGACUACAAAGAAGAGCUCACCCCAGAGCUUGCCAAGCUCCUGGACACCUUCCUUGUCCACUCCAGGCUGGAAACCUUCCUGCAGGAGCUCCAUGAAAUGAUCAUCCUGAGGCUGAGACGUGUCCAAGCUGUGGAGGAAUUCAAACCCACGUGGAGGCUGAAGGAAUCACUCUUGCCUUACCUUUAUGCCAAAGACUCCGAAUUAGCUCCAGAGCUGGAAGACACGUUCCCAGACGAGAUUUUUCUGUCUCAUGUCACUGGUACCUGGAAAGCAGCCGCUGUCUUCAAGCGGCAGCACAGGGAGAACUAGGACAGAACCCUGCCAGGGGCUGCCACAACACCCUGUCAGGGCUUCUGCAACUCUGGGCAUUUGUUUGGGGCUUGUUGGUUGUUCUUUGGGUUUGGAGUUGUUGUUUUUACACCUGAUGUGAAGAGGAGAGGCGGCCGUGGAGGAGGUGGAGGGUGAAAUAGGCCCAGCAACUCUGUGACCCCUGGAUCGCCACAGCUCCAGAGCCACUGGAGGAAUAUGAAGGAUUUUUUUCACAAACCAUGGUGCCCUCGUGCUGGGUUGAUGUUUUGCAGGCUGCCUUUCUGCACUGGCUGCAGAACCGGCUCCUGCCCAGCGCCUCCCGCUGCGGCGGGGCCCGCACGGGGAGCCCUGAGCGCCGCGGCUGCUUCGCUGCCUUCAGCCCGCCCCGCCUUGCCCCGGGCCGGGUUCUCCCCAUCCCUUUCUCAAUAAACUCGUUCAGCUU